AUGCAAGAUGUUGAGUUGCCUUCGCAGAAGAGCUCGUUUAUGGGUGCUAGCAGCUUUAGGGAUAAGGUGAUGAACAAAGUCAAUUUGGUUAAAAAUGUGGGUAUUGAUGUUCAUUCCCUUGAUGAUAAUUAUGCUGAUCUAACUGAUGCAGAUGAUGUGGUGGUUUCUCGUGGUGAUAAGGGACCCAGUAUCCAAUUCUCUGAGAGAGCAAUGGAUCGCAUCUGUAAACCUUGGAAGAAUGCCUUAAUUGUGAAAUUUCUUGGUAGGUCGCAUACUUAUAACAACAUUCAUGAUCGUUUGCAGCAGAAAUGGAGUUUGAAAGGUGGUUGGAAGCUAGUGGAUUUAGUGAAUGACUAUUUUGUAGUGAAAUUUGAGUUAGAGGAGGAUUUGAAUUUUGUUUUGACUGAGGGACCUUGGAGUAUUGCUGGGCAGUAUCUGGUUUUAAAGAAGUGGAGGCCUGGGUUUUGUCCAACGACUACACAUGUCACUCGAAUGGCGGCUUGGAUUAGAGUCUCAGCUAUUCAACUUGAGUGCUUCGAUGUUUGGGCUUUGAAGAGGAUUGGAAAUUUGUUGGGUAAGUUGCUUAAGAUUGAUGCUCUGACUACUGCUCAUAAUAUGGGUAAAUUUGCUCGGCUAUGUGUGGAAUUGGACCUCACGAAACCUCUUGAGGCUUUUAUUCAAAUUAACCAAGUGUGGUAUAACAUAAAGUAUGAAGGCCUUCCUGAUAUCUGUUAUUUGUGUGGCCAUUAUGGGCAUAAAAGGGAGCAUUGUACUUUGAAAGAGAAGUUUGCCUCAAACAGGCCUGGGGCAGAUUCAUCUACUACUGGUCUGGAGGGUGGGUGA
Messenger RNA from Prunus avium (sweet cherry), 843 nucleotides. RefSeq lists its product as uncharacterized. NCBI's taxonomy places the organism in Eukaryota, Viridiplantae, Streptophyta, Magnoliopsida, Rosales, Rosaceae. Gene Ontology annotation, molecular function: zinc ion binding; nucleic acid binding. The record is from RefSeq and is a predicted model, not a curated record.